CUUGACGUUGAAGUUGAGACUGUUCGUGUCCAGUCCAGCCAGGCACUACCACUUUCUGAUGGCCAAGUAGUAUAUCCAGGUCCAGAACUGGUCGUAGUAUCCGCAACAGGUAGAACGCUCGAGGUUGAAGUUGAAGUUGAAACUGUCCGCGUCCAGUCCAGCCAGGCGCUACCACUUUCUGAUGGCCAUGUAGCAUAUCCAGGUCCGGAACUGGUUGUAGCGUCCGCGACACUAAGAAGGCUCGACGUUGAAGUUGAAGUUGAGAUUGUCCGCGUCCAGUCUAGCCAGGCGCUGCCACUUUCUGAAGGCCAAGUAAAAUAUCCAGGUCCAGAGCUGGUCGUGGCAUCCGCAACAGAUAGAACGCUCGAGGUCGAAGUGAAAGUGGCAGUCGAAAUCGUUCUUGUCCAGUCUAACCAGGCGCUUCCGUUUUCUGACGGCCAAGCAGGAUAUGCAGGUGUAGAACUAGUUGUGGUUAGAGAAGUCGUCGUAGCAUCUGCAACAGAUAGACCGCUAGAGGUCGAGGUCGAAACCGUUCGUGUCCAGUCUAGCCAGGCGCUACCGUUUUCAGAUGGCCAGGCGGAAUAG
This is a messenger RNA of Fonsecaea pedrosoi CBS 271.37, 585 nucleotides long. RefSeq lists its product as uncharacterized. The annotation marks the transcript as partial. The transcript has a single exon. Lineage: Eukaryota; Fungi; Ascomycota; Eurotiomycetes; Chaetothyriales; Herpotrichiellaceae. The record is from RefSeq and is a predicted model, not a curated record.